Messenger RNA from Tribolium castaneum (red flour beetle), 2337 nucleotides. RefSeq lists its product as uncharacterized. The coding region runs from base 207 to 2042 and encodes 611 amino acids. NCBI's taxonomy places the organism in Eukaryota, Metazoa, Arthropoda, Insecta, Coleoptera, Tenebrionidae. Gene Ontology annotation, molecular function: nucleic acid binding. The transcript is spliced from 8 exons. The record is from RefSeq and is a predicted model, not a curated record.
UUACGCUGAGUACAGUUUCGUGUAUUCGUGGGCCCUAUUUUGGGGUGUGCGGCCCUGGAAUCGCUGCGCAUGCCACGCAUGUCCGUUAUAACUUUCAAUUUCUUUCAACAAAAUUCACAUGACAUUGCACGUUUGUUAUUACGUUUUAUCGUUUUUUGUUUGUGUUUAAAUAAAUAAAAGUACAAAAACAAUGACCUUUGGCUAUUAUGAGCGGGCCCGAUGUGGAUGAGGUGCUAAACUACUUGUCGAUAAAAUUCAACAAAAUCUUCUGUGAUCGGGAGUUCGUGUGUUGUGUAAUUGAAGACUUCCAGGCAGUUUUGGGGAAUAAGGCCCGAAUUUGUGUCCUCGUCUUCCCAACGUUGGGGCCAAUCUACCUUAAAGCGCUUCGCUACCAAGCGAGGAUUUUCGACUUGGCUGUCUUUAAUAUAACUUCGGCCUCCGGCAAGUUCAGGUCGCUUGCAGUAUGCCAUAAGGACCAUUUAAAGAAGCAAAGCAAAGAAGAAGCAAUGCCAGAAUCAUCCAAACGCAAACGUCCAGAACGCCAGCUCUACGUACCCCCAGCACAGAGGGGGGCCCGCAAAAGUGACAAAAAAGUGACCGAACCCGUUCCCAAACCGAGUGCAAUCAGUGACGAGUGUUUGCUAAAUCUGAGUGAUGUGCUUUUGCUGUAUUUUUUUAACCCCAUUUUGUGCAAUUUUCGACACUUGUCAAAAUCCCAUUACCAACAUACGAACUGCCAGUUCAGAAAACUACUAAAUUUUCAAAAAUUUGCCGCCUUCAGGUAUCACAACUUCAUCAAAAUUUACCAACUGGUUCUGAGCGACGUCUAUUGGGAUUUGAACCAGUUCCAGGUCAUAAAACCGGGGUUUUAUUUUCAAACUUGCCCAGUUUAUGAUUUUGAAAACCUUCAAACCGUGGCUGAAAAACCUUCAGCCGUUUUAGUCGAUCAAGAAGUGAGCGAUUUUGCACAAGUCGUGAACGGAUUGCCUGAAUUUGAAAAUAGUCUAUACAGAAUAGAGUGUGAUAAUGUUUGUGAUUCUGAAAAUUGCAUAGUUGAUUUAUCAGUGAUAGGAUUAGGACAUUUCUUCAUUAUUUCGAUGGAAAAUAGUGAUUAUUUUUACGAGUGCCAAGAGCAACACGACCCAUCUAUUUGCUGUGCAAAUGUUCGAAACCAGUUAGCAACUAGUAAAAAAUUAGAGAGAUUACAUAUUAGUGCAAUAAAGAGCGAAAAUGAAACGAAUAAAAACGGAACACCAAAAAGCAACAAAGACGUUAUCAAAAAUCAAAUAAACAUGAAUAAGAAAAAAGUGUCGGAUAACACCCACGAACAGGAGAAGGAGAUAAUGCGAAUGACUAAGGAAUACAUCAAUCGGAAGACUCGGCCUAUUAUGAAAUAUGUGGACGAUUCUAACGACACGUUACGCAUUGAUAAGAGCGACAGUGUCAAUAACUGGGAGGACCUCUUUGAUGACAACGGCCAGAUUCAGGAAGAAUUACUGACUGAAAUCGUUGAUAAGGUCGGCGAUGAUAUAACAAUAGUGAAAGCCAGCGAAGACUACACGGCUUACACAAACAAGCCCCCGGAAGAGCUGGAGCACGUAGUUGAACUUUACAACUUUCCUCCAACCCUCGAAACCCACGAUUUGGUCCAAGCUUUCAGCGAGAUUAACAGCGAUGCCAUGUACAUAAAAUGGGUCGACGAUACUCAUGCUUUGCUUGUUUUAGGCUCUCUUAGCCAAGCUCAAAAAGCGGUGAGUAUGCGGAACCCCCUGAUCAAAGUUCGUCCAAUGACCGCAGCGAGCGCUAUAUCCAUGGAUGUGGCCAACAAGUCGGAUUUAAAACCGGCGAUGAAACGUCCACCGACUAAUUUGCAGACUGCGAGGAGAUUAAUCACUUCUCAUUUAGGUACCAAAAGUAAAUUAACGAAAGAACAGAUCGCGAAAGAAAAACAGGAUUUGAAAAACGCCAGAGAAAUGAAACGGAUGCUCAAACAAAACGAAAAAGACGCCUGGGAGGGCAAUCUGCGAUCGUCAGUCAACUAGGUUAAGUUUUGUGAUUUGUGCCUUAAAUGUGUACCUAGAGUCAAAUUUAUAGUCAUUUUUUGUAGUUUUUACAAGUUUUUGGUUACCAAGAUACGUAGGUAAUGUUUUAUUUAUUGUUUUGUACUCUUUUUUUGCUUCCUGUGGAAUAAGAGAAGUUUGAGGAAGUGACCUUAAUAUUUUAUUUUGUGAUAUUCAACAUUUUAGAAAAAUAUUCUCUACAUUUGCGAACAUCUCAGGAUCGAUCAUAAUUUGGUUAUGUGUUCUUUGAAACUGAAUAUAUUUUAUUUACUCUUAA